GUGGAGGCUGUGAGUGUGGAGCCAUGUGUGAGCUGGAUGUGGAGAUGUAUCUUUACGGGCUUGAUGAUUCUGAAGUGGGUUCAGCUGACUCCUACACCAGCCGUCCAUCGGACUCUGACAUCUCUCUAGAGGAGGACAGGGAAGCGCUACGCAAGGAAGCUGAGCAACAGGCUUUGGCACAACUUGAGAAGGCAAAGACCAAGCCUGUUGCAUUUGCCGUUCGGACAAAUGUUGGCUACAAUCCCACCCAGAACGAUGAAGUCCCUGUGCAAGGCAUGGCCAUUUCCUUCGAGUCCAAAGACUUUCUACACAUCAAAGAAAAAUACAACAACGACUGGUGGAUAGGGCGACUGGUGAAAGAAGGAUGUGAGGUCGGAUUCAUUCCAAGCCCAGUAAAGUUAGAGAAUAUCAGACUGCAACAGGAGCAGAAGAUGAGACAAGGACGACUUUCAAGCAAAUCUGGUGGAAACUCCAGUUCUAGUUUAGGAGAUGUUCCAGGAACUAGGAGACCCACACCUCCUGCAACUGGAUAUGCGGACUUGUCUAAUUUAGCUUUUGAUGUAGAUGCCAUUGACUUAGAUGCAGAAGAGAGCGAUUCCCAAACCAACCAUCGGUCCCCUAAAACAAGCGUUAGCAGUGUAACGACUCCCCCGUCCAACGCCAAACGAAUCCCAUUUUUUAAGAAGCAAGAGAAUGUGCCUCCCUAUGAUGUUGUGCCAUCCAUGAGACCAAUCAUCCUAGUGGGUCCGUCUUUGAAAGGCUACGAGGUGACGGAUAUGAUGCAGAAAGCUCUUUUUGAUUUUUUGAAACACAAGUUUGAUGGAAGAAUAUCAAUCACACGAGUUACUGCUGACAUUUCACUUGCCAAACGAUCAGUGCUGAACAACCCCAGCAAACACACAAUUAUCGAGCGCUCCAGCACACGCUCCAGCCUGGCUGAAGUACAGAGUGAGAUUGAACGUAUUUUUGAACUGGCUAGGACAUUACAGUUGGUGGCUCUUGAUGCAGAUACCAUUAAUCAUCCUGCUCAACUUGCCAAGACCUCUCUGGCCCCAAUUAUAGUCUACAUAAAGAUCGCUUCACCCAAGGUUUUACAACGUCUGAUAAAGUCACGAGGGAAGUCCCAAGCCAAACACCUGAAUGUACAGAUGGUGGCAUCAGAUAAACUGGCCCAGUGUCCCCCGGAACUGUUUGACAUCAUUUUGGACGAGAAUCAAUUGGAAGAUGCGUGUGAGCAUCUCGCUGAGUACCUCGAAGCCUAUUGGAAGGCCACCCACCCAGCCAGCUGCAAUCCCCCCAAUCCUCUUUUGAACCGCACCAUGGCAACGGCUGCCCUAGCUGCCAGUCCAGCACCAGUGUCCAACUUACAGGGUCCCUACUUAGUGCAUGGAGAGCAAAGCAUUGAGUGCUCGGCUCCUGACUUGCAUGAUUAUCGGAAUGACUCUACCAAACAGUCCUACCAUCGCUUGUCAUCCUCCACGUCUCAGUACAGCCACCACCCGCGGGCCAUGUCCCGGGGUCUCUCCCGCCAGGACACCUUUGACUUGGGGACUCAGGGCAGCCGGGACUCGGCUUACACCGAGCCGGGGGACUCCUGCGUGGAAAUGGACCCUUACGACGACCCGGAGCUCCCAGAGGAGCCUCGGAGCACCGGCGCUCGCUGGUGUAGCAUCUCAAGGCAACAGGUCCGGAGGCAGGAGUCCUGGGAGGAAGAAGAGGAGGAGGAAGAGGAGGAGGAGGAGAGGGACAACCUGAACAGGCAGCAGAGGAACCGGCUCAAAGCUCGAGAGCGCUACAGGCAGAACAGUGAGGAGGUUAUGUCCAGGAAACAGAGCGACAUUGAGGAGUGGAACCGUGACGUGUACAUUUGCUAAAUUGUCCCCUUUUCUAACCCCCCCACCCCCAACCUUCGGAGAGUUUUAUCCUGCUGCCCGUCAAUCCAGGGAAGACGAAGAAUUUGGAGCAUUCCUCCUUCCCAAUCCCUCUCAUUCAUCAUCACCUCCCUCCUGUUGAUUGAUUUGAACAUUUUGCAAAGGAGAGGGGUUUUGAAAUCAAUGCCACGUUUCCCCCUCCCUGUUUAUUUAUAGUGCCUCAGUACUGGGUCUGCAAAGGGGUAUCUGAACCAGAGAUGGUGCAUUGUUAACCCUUCAAAGGACUAACGCAGUCGAUGAACAUGCUUGAGUAUGUACUUUGCAUUACUGUACACCUCUACUUUGUUUUUUUUUGCAACAAAGUCACCUGCCAGUGGAUCGGUGGUAACCUGAUUUCGAUUGCUAAAACGGGACAAGUCCAUCAAAAGGCCAAAGCCAAGAAUCGCAUUUGUCUGACUGGAGGUUUUGUAGGUCUGUUUCUUUUCUGUAGAUCAAGGUGAUAAUGUUGCUGGGUGUGAAAUGUGUAAAUGCCUAUUAUAAACACGCAUGGUAGCAUGAAGUUAAAAGAUUGGAACCUUUUAAAAGUGGCUCACACAUGGACCACUACCCUCAGAGAAUGUUUCCCUUUGUUCACUCAUCUUUGUUUACAUGAAUUUCCAGAUCAAGGAUGAUCUCAGAGGAGAAGAGGUGAGAGAUGUUGUCUUGUCUUCUACAAUGCUCUCUAUUAACUCCACUCCCUUUAUCAUUAGUGGGUGAUUAGUAAUAUCUAUUUAUUAAAGCCCCCUUUCACAAUGGAAAACUCUUCCCUCCCUCUCGUCUCUCCCAAUCAAUUCCGAUAAGGAGGAGGUGGGUGAAGGAUUAACUAAACACGUUAAAUUGGUACUUGUUAUAGAUAUUUUUAACCGACCUGUUCAGACAUGCUACUACAAACCUCUGGAGCAGGUUGGACCUGAAUCAGCACCUUCUGGUCCAGAGGUUGGGAACACUAUCACUGUGCUACAAGAGCCCCAACUUGUUACACUGUUGUGAAAGGGAGUAUCAUGCGGAAUCUAUUCCUUCCUCCACAACAGUGCAGACUGUUUUGUUCAUUUAAGCAUUGACUGUACUGAUUAGGAAUGCUGCUGGAUUCUCCAUUCAGACCGCGUGUACACACUGCUGUGUCUGCCUGACCAUGUUGGUCGGCCAACUGUUUACAAUCAAGAGCUUGAGUUUGCAAAAGACACGGGCCCUCUUGCUAUGUUGGGGGAAGGGGGGUCGAAACUAAAACUGGGAUUAUUAUUGUUUCGCUGCGGCCAAAAGACCCUCACUGGGAUUGAGAGAGGGCUAGUGACUCAAUUUGAAGGGGCUGGCCAUGUCACUGUCCUUUCAUUACGGCUAGCAUUGACCAUUCGGAAAAGAUGGGCUAUCAGCCUUCGUUAG
This is a messenger RNA of Hemiscyllium ocellatum (epaulette shark), 3290 nucleotides long. RefSeq names its product calcium channel, voltage-dependent, beta 1 subunit (gene cacnb1). Gene Ontology annotation, molecular function: high voltage-gated calcium channel activity; protein binding. The transcript is spliced from 13 exons. Bases 24 to 1874 code for a protein of 616 amino acids. The record is from RefSeq and is a predicted model, not a curated record. Gene Ontology annotation, cellular component: voltage-gated calcium channel complex. NCBI's taxonomy places the organism in Eukaryota, Metazoa, Chordata, Chondrichthyes, Orectolobiformes, Hemiscylliidae. Gene Ontology annotation, biological process: calcium ion transmembrane transport; chemical synaptic transmission; neuromuscular junction development.